Messenger RNA from Trichomonas vaginalis G3, 1005 nucleotides. Its product is annotated as organellar and viral DNA polymerase type B. The record is from RefSeq and is a predicted model, not a curated record. The transcript has a single exon. The annotation marks the transcript as partial. Lineage: Eukaryota; Parabasalia; Trichomonadida; Trichomonadidae.
AUGAAUGUUGAUGUAGGAAGGACAAGGACAGCAGUACCGAAGGAAGUAAGAAAAGAAAUGUAUGAUAUAACUAAUGUUGAUGUAGGAAAGACACGUAAGGCGGUACCAAAAGAAGUAAGGCAGGAAAUGCACGAUAUAACUAAUGUUAAUGUAGGUGAAACGAGAAAGAAGAAAAGCGAUGAAGAAAAGAAAAAUAUAGCUGUAAAAUAUGCAAAAGCAAUUGCACAAUUACGCAAAGCAAACGAAGUAAUUAAAUCUAUAGAUGAUAAAGCUCUUGAUGGUGAGAAAUGGUUAAAGAAGGAUGAAAAUAAUAAACGCAAAAAUGUUAAAGCAGGAAAUAGAAUCAUAGAUUUUAACAUUAAAGAACUCAAUGAAGAUAACAGAAAGUAUUUACAUGAACGUUUCGGAAAAAUGUUUAUUAGGCUUCUGCAGAAGAUAAAAGUGAAUUCGCAGCAAAAAUGGAUGAUUUGUUAUAAACUCGAUGGUAAAUUUACUAAUUCAACAUUGAACAUCGAGAACAUCGGAGCUUUACUUCAUCAGUUAAAGCAAGGAAACUUUAUAACAGAGAUUGAAGCAAACGCAGCUGGAAUAAUUGAAAAACAUUAUGAUUUCUUUAUGACAAAUAUUAAGAACCUCGAAGAAAUUAAAAUGUAUGAUUUAACUGAAUAUGAAGGAUUAACGAUGAGUGAUAUUAAGAAAGGUAAGCCACAGAAGAGAGAAAAAAGAGAUGAAAGCAAAUUAACAGCACGUCAGCAAAGAUUAUUAAACAGGCUUAAAGAAAUAGGUGAUAAACAGGAUAUAGAUGAUUUUUGGAAUGAAAUUCUUGAUGAAAAGAGAACGAAUAAAAAGAGAAGCGGUGAGUUUUGGAAAUAUAUUUGCAGAUUACCUAUAAAUCUUGAACGUUAUCAAAUUUUCAAUGAACUUAACAAAAUAACUGCAAAAUUGAUGACAGAAGAUAACUGCUUCGUUUAUGCUUGCAUUCAGGCUGGAGUUGAUGAGCAGACG